Molecule: messenger RNA, 1368 nt
Organism: Megalobrama amblycephala (Wuchang bream)
Lineage: Eukaryota; Metazoa; Chordata; Actinopteri; Cypriniformes; Xenocyprididae
Gene: atoh7
Product: atonal bHLH transcription factor 7
Exons: 1
Coding region: 392-802 (136 amino acids)
Biological process (GO): neural retina development; regulation of DNA-templated transcription
Molecular function (GO): protein dimerization activity
Source: RefSeq, a predicted model, not a curated record
GUAAGUUAUCUAUGUUUGUAACGCAUGGUUUCAGUGAUAGACCAGCCAAAGUUAAUUGGAAUGUCAUUAAAGUUUGAGUUAAUGGGGGUUGGGGUGGGGAGCUAGUUUGAGUGCACUAGUCCUGCUGUUGGAUAUGUGUGUUUCAUUAAUAAUAAUGGAUGUUUGGAUGGAGCAAAAGGGUGGGGCUCCACCUGCUGCCACCUGUUAAUACCAGAGCUCUAUAUAAGCAUCGGUCAUCCUUAUGGCAGACCAGAAGCCUCAAGGAUCGCACCACUACUGGAUUUACUUCACAACAGGGACAAGAAGAUAUUGUGUCUGAGGAAAUUUUCCACCUCAAAGGAUCCGUUUUCAAGACCAGCGCUGGCCUUUGAGGACCUUCGGCCCCGAAGUCAUGAAGCCCCGCAGACCGAGCUGUGCAGAUUCAGGGUCGGAAUCUGACUCCAGAGACCCAGAGAAGUUUGAGAGUGCCAUGCGGCGAAGGAUGGCGGCCAACGCUCGAGAGAGAAAGAGGAUGCAGGGCCUGAACACCGCAUUCGACCGCCUCCGCAAAGUGGUUCCUCAGUGGGGUCAGGACAAGAAACUCUCCAAAUAUGAAACGCUGCAGAUGGCCCUGAGCUACAUUAUGGCCCUCAACCGAAUCCUGACCGACGCCAGCAGACACACGGCUCCUCAGAAAGACUGGCUGGAUCUACAGUUUGACGGCCUACAGCCAGAGACCUAUUCUUGCUUUAUGCGCUAUAACUCCCCUGUGGAAAAUAACUGUAUGCAUUCCUCCUUCUCCUAUCACUACGAAAGCCUCUAAAGCUCUCACGGACUGAUAAGUAAUGGCGCGUUUACUUGUAUCUUUCUUUGCAUAGAUACAGGAGUCAGUAAAUAUCCUUGUAUUACUAUGUAAUAUUUUAUGUUUAUGGUUCUGGAUAUCAAGUGUUUUAGCUUUAAUAGAGUCAUGAGGCAUUCUAGGAGUAGAGUUGCUUUAAUUGUUGCAAAAAAAGUAUGUUUUUCUGUACAAUUUUAGAAAAUCUUCCAUCAUGCAUGCAUGAGUCGAUAAAAACACAGAUUUUCAUAUUUUUUUAUUGCUUUGUAUCAAAUCUUUGUGUAUAGUGUGUGCUCAGCUAAGUUAAAGCUGGAAAACAUACAAAAACUACACUGUGAUCUUAUUUUGCCAAAAUGGCAUCCUAAAUUGCUGUUCCAUUUCUUAUUGAUUUUUGGUACUGAACCCAAUAAGAAAAAAAUGAAUAUGGAAGGCUAAUAAUAAUAAAGUUAAAAUAGUAUCUUGUAACUAUAUACAGUGUUUUGUAUGGUAGGUGAUGUAUUUUGAGCUUUAGUUUAAACAGGAUUUAAAAUGUGUUAAAAAUGUCUUUUGUUUAU